AUGGAUAUUUUUAAUCAACGAACAUCGUUUUGCUGUGGAGAGACUCGCAUUCUCGAAACGUUGAAGGCCCUCGAGAAUGACGAUUUUUACCUAACAAGACAUGGAAAAACAAUCACCUUUGAAGAAUUAUAUCAACUGGAUCGUGAUGAUGUUUUUGAAGUACAUUUUCGACUUUUUGGUGGAAAAGGCGGUUUUGGUUCAUUGCUUCGCUCGUUUCGUGUCAAUAAAUCGACAAAUAAGGAUAUGAUGAGAAAUUUGGAUGGACGAAGAUUGGGAGCAGUUGAGAAAGAAAAGAAGAUUCGAAAGUGGCUUGAGAAACAACAAGAACGAGAGAAAAUCACAAAGGAAAAAGAGAAGAAUCGUCUGCAAAAGCUCAAAUCAAAGCCUACGCACAACUUUGAGGAUUCAGAAAAGUUUGAAGAACAAAGAAAAGAGCUUGAGGAGAAAACGGAGGUUGCUUUUGAAGAUGGAUUUAAACAAUUCCUACAAGCUAAAGAAAAGAAGCCUACGACUCAACUCGAAGAAUCUUCAAGUGAUUCUGAAUCUGAUCCCGAUCUUCCUGGAACAAGCGGCUUUAACUUCCACAAACUCGGAAGCAAGCGAAAACAAACGUUGAAUGGGAAACAUCAGAACGGAGUUCCGGAAAAGAAAGAAAAGCUUAUUGAAUCUCAUCAAGAAGAAAACGUAAAAGACAAUGGAAAUUUGGAAGAUUUAGCACCAAAGGAAAAGUCGGCACCCGAGAAAGUAGAUGUUAAAACUGAUGAUAAACCAACGAUUCCCGUUAUCAAGCAAGAAGAAACAAGGAAAGAGCAACCUGUAAAAUCUCCCAAAGAUAAAGCCAAGCCCAAGCCAGCUGUGGAAGAAACACCAAAAGAGUUUCCAGCCGUUGAUUUGAAAAACUAUGAAAAUGCUCAGCUGCUCGAGGAUUUGGGAUUAAAUCAUUUGAAACACGCUUUGGAAACUCGAGGUCUGAAAUGUGGCGGAAAUCUUCACGAAAGAGCAACUCGUCUUUUCUCUAUUAAAGGACUCAAGCCUGAACAAUAUCCUAAGACGAUCAUCGCAACUCAGCAAAAGAAAACCAAAAAG
Molecule: messenger RNA, 1086 nt
Organism: Mesorhabditis belari
Lineage: Eukaryota; Metazoa; Nematoda; Chromadorea; Rhabditida; Rhabditidae
Source: the annotation of a GenBank genome assembly